GAGAGAGAGAGAGACAGAAGCCAGAAAGAUUCUAAAUUUCAAACUCUUGUAACCAGAUCGGAUCGGAAAGUUUCAUACUUUAAAAAGAUGCAGACACCAAACAACAACGGUUCAACAGAUUCAGUGUUACCACCAACAUCAGCCGGAACAACACCACCACCACCGUUGCAGCAAUCAACACCACCACCUCAGCAACAGCAACAACAACAGUGGCAACAACAACAACAAUGGAUGGCUGCGAUGCAGCAAUACCCUGCAGCUGCUAUGGCUAUGAUGCAACAACAACAGAUGAUGAUGUAUCCUCACCAUCAAUACGCUCCUUAUAAUCAAGCUGCUUAUCAACAGCAUCCUCAGUUUCAAUACGCUGCUGCUUAUCAACAGCAACAACAGCAUCACCAGAGUCAGCAGCAGAAACAGCAGCCACGUGGUGGAUCUGGUGGUGAUGAUGUGAAGACUCUUUGGGUUGGUGAUCUUCUUCAUUGGAUGGAUGAGACUUAUCUCCAUACCUGUUUCUCUCACACCAAUGAGGUUUCUUCUGUGAAAGUUAUACGCAACAAGCAAACUUGUCAAUCUGAAGGAUAUGGGUUUGUUGAGUUUCUUUCACGUUCAGCUGCUGAGGAAGCUCUUCAGAGCUUUAGCGGUGUAACAAUGCCGAAUGCGGAACAGCCUUUCCGUUUAAACUGGGCAUCUUUCAGUACUGGUGAGAAAAGAGCAUCAGAGAAUGGUCCUGACCUAUCAAUAUUUGUAGGAGAUUUGGCUCCAGAUGUGAGUGAUGCUGUCUUGCUUGAGACUUUUGCUGGUAGAUAUCCAUCUGUCAAAGGUGCUAAAGUUGUGAUCGAUUCCAACACCGGGCGUUCCAAAGGUUAUGGGUUUGUCAGGUUUGGUGAUGAGAAUGAACGAUCAAGGGCUAUGACAGAAAUGAAUGGUGCUUUCUGUUCAAGCAGGCAAAUGCGUGUUGGUAUCGCAACCCCGAAGAGAGCUGCUGCUUACGGCCAACAAAAUGGUUCACAAGCUCUGACACUGGCUGGUGGACAUGGAGGAAAUGGUUCACUGUCUGAUGGAGAAUCAAAUAACUCAACAAUAUUUGUUGGUGGCCUUGAUGCUGAUGUUACUGAGGAAGACCUCAUGCAACCUUUUUCCCAGUUUGGGGAAGUUGUUUCAGUGAAGAUCCCAGUAGGAAAAGGAUGUGGCUUUGUCCAAUUUGCUAAUAGGCAGAGUGCUGAAGAAGCCAUUGGGAACUUGAACGGGACAGUCAUUGGGAAAAACACUGUCCGCCUUUCGUGGGGACGAAGCCCCAACAAACAGUGGAGAAGUGACUCUGGCAACCAAUGGAAUGGAGGAUAUUCAAGAGGUCAAGGUUACAACAACGGAUAUGCUAAUCAGGACUCAAACAUGUACGCUACUGCAGCGGCUGCUGUCCCGGGAGCUUCUUGAAAGUGUUGGUAUGUCUCUAUCAUCAGAAAACCCGUGAGUCCUGGACUUACGGGCAUUGGGAUAAAAACAAACCAUUGGGUGAUCAAAGUGAUCCAUCCAAUGAUAGUUGUUGGUUCAGAGGUUAGCUCGCACCAUCGAAACUAAAACCUCUAGUGUCCAAAGAGGGUUUUGUAUCCUGGAUUUGAAUCUUGCUUAUCUUGCUGUCUCAGUCUCUGUCAAAAUUUUGGGGUUGUCUGAUACUUGAAUUUUUAUUUUCAGUUUUUUAAAGUUUAUUUGUCCUUGUUACUGAGACUUCCUCAAAGUCAGAGUUUGGUCCACAAUAAGUAAUUUUCCCAAAU
Molecule: messenger RNA, 1772 nt
Organism: Arabidopsis arenosa
Lineage: Eukaryota; Viridiplantae; Streptophyta; Magnoliopsida; Brassicales; Brassicaceae
Source: the annotation of a GenBank genome assembly